Aaosphaeria arxii CBS 175.79 is the source of this 2362-nucleotide messenger RNA. RefSeq lists its product as uncharacterized. NCBI's taxonomy places the organism in Eukaryota, Fungi, Ascomycota, Dothideomycetes, Pleosporales. The record is from RefSeq and is a predicted model, not a curated record. The transcript is spliced from 3 exons. The coding region runs from base 432 to 1976 and encodes 514 amino acids.
ACAAUAGUGAAUUUCGUCCCUUUCAACAACAAUUCAUCAAUGGUAUCCUCCGGAAGACGCUACAAGUAGACCCUUCGAAAAGGCAGCGUGAUAUCACCAAGCUACCUUUCAUAUUUGGAAGCGGACUUCAUUUGGGGUUGGUAUUUAGUUAUCUUUCUAGCGUAUGGAGCUAGGGCUGAGCUGUUGUUAGAUGGAACGAAUGGAACGACAUCACUGAAACGCCAUCAAUUAACGGUCACAUCUUACAAGAGGGUUGGUCUUACGAUAAUUUCGUUCCGCGAGUUGCCAGUCGCAUACCCUUCCGCGUGAAGGCGCAAUUGGUACUCGACGCCAAACGGACGGCGAUUUCCAAGGGCAACGACUCCCAAAGAGCAGCAUUCCAUGUUGGCUUAGCUUUCCUCAACGGAUUUGGAACUGAGCGUGAUUUUUCGAUGGCUUUACAGAACAUCAGAGGAAGUGCUUCGUUGGGCUGUCUUCCUGCUGAAAUACUAUUCCUCAUCCUGAGAAUACAAUGCCCUGAUCUUGAUGGGCCGCAUGUGUGGGUACAACCCUGCGGAUUCAAGCGUUCCGUCUUCGCCAAUUUCGGCUUCUGGACUUGCCCGAAGUUGCUUCAGGGAUCGUCGUGCCAACUCCUCUCGACAUCCGGCCGAAGUAAGCUGGAAAAAUACUCGCCACAUAUCGAUGCUACAUCGUUCACAGACCCAUUUGCUACCAAUAGCAACAAGGAGCGAUCCGUGUCCCGACAAGAGAUCAACACUGCUCUUCUCCUCGCGUGCCAGCUCGGGGACAUUGACGCGCUUAUCUCAUUGGCCCCUCAAAGAGCAGAGUUUCUCCCUUAUGAAGGCUCCGGCCCUACUCCCCUUCACUACCUUUUCAUGUUCGACCAGGACGAGAAAACGUUAGAUGUAGCAUUGAAGGCCUUGUUGCCAACGAAUGGAGGGUCUAGAGAACACCUCCUUGACAUGUAUUGCUCCACCCCACAAAUUCUCGAUCAGCAGCUGCCCUUCUCUCUGAUAGGGACCCCGUUGAACUUUGCCGUUAUUGCCGGUUCGCGGGGAGCAGUAGAAGCAUUGCUUCGUGCCGGGGCGAGCCCGUUUUCAUUCAAGCUAGAAGCCGGCCACGUCAUGUCUCUCGCCCCAAGAAACCCUCUGCAGAGUGCCGUUUCCUAUCACCAAGCAGACAUUUUCUCAGCUCUUUGGAGAUCGUGUUUGCUUCAGCCGAAGAAGCGGAGCGAGCUUUUUAACGAGGCCUUGAGCCCCGAAGGAUCCCUCUUUGCGCAGCUUUGUGCGGUAUCUCCUAUGGAGAGAUGGAUUCUGCAAAGCAAUGCUGGCCAUAUCAAUCAAUCGAAGAUGGUGUUGACCUUGGUUUGUGCCAUUUGGGAGCUUCUGAAGUCUGAUGCCGAUGGUCCCGAGGGAAGGACAUUAGGAAAGAGGUUUGCACGGCAGAUUGCGACCGGCCUGGAACAGAUCCUGGCGCUUGAUGGGCUCGAAGUUGCCGAUGAGCUGUUAAACCGCGCAUCCGAGAUCAUUGGGCUCUUCCCGGUCCUGUUUCUUGAAGACGACGCUUCACAGAAUUCAAUGCAGGCACUUUUGCAAAUAGCCUGCCAGGGAGGCGUCACGCCCAGGAGGAGUCUCGCUUUUAUCAAGUUUGGCGCGCGCUUGUUUGCUGGUGCAUCACCAUCACUGGGCUACAGGGCUCUGGUGUCAUCGAUCCGCUAUCACAACGAGAACCUUUUCGCCCUUCUACUGAUCGAUGGCCAGCACUUCGAUGAGGUUGACAAUGACGGCAAGGGCGUUUUGUGGCAUUUCGUCGAGUCAGGCUUCUCGCGGAUGAUUCCCAUGUCUAAAGUCUUGGCGCUAGGCUUGGAUCCCAACGUUGCCAACAAAUUUGGAGAGACUCCUUUGCAUUGCGCCGUACGAAAUACCCAAAGAUGGCACUACAGUACUGCACCUUGUCAACCGAAACCUAAAUCUUGAUAUGUUCAGCUGCCUUUUGGACGCUGGUGCCCAUGUCAAUGCCAUUGAUGACCGUGGGCAGUCCACCAUUCACGAUUUGUUCCUACGAGCUCCUCACGAAGAACCGUCGACAGUAUUUGCAGUCGCUAGUUUGCUACUUUCUCAUGGGGCUUCCACCUCGAGCACAGAUAAUUCUGGAUGGGCCCCAGUCCAUGCACUCUCAUUGUGGGGCGACAACCUGAUAUCAAGGCCCGAAUUUCCUCUCCUCGCAAGUAGGAUAGACCUAACUGUCCGUGGCAAGGCUGGAAGAACUGUCCUACAUUCCGCAACUCGUCGAUACAAAGCUGGCCUCGUAGCUGAAUUGAUCAAGUUAGACUUGAGCGUAAAUGAUCAGGAUGCUAGCCUUA